Messenger RNA from Schistocerca nitens (vagrant locust), 2017 nucleotides. Its product is annotated as protein yellow-like. Lineage: Eukaryota; Metazoa; Arthropoda; Insecta; Orthoptera; Acrididae. Gene Ontology annotation, cellular component: extracellular region. The transcript has 6 exons. The record is from RefSeq and is a predicted model, not a curated record. Bases 75 to 1457 code for a protein of 460 amino acids.
ACAAUGUGAGCGUGAGUUGGCGUCCGAGUCACCUUUCUCCUCUCGCGUCCGCGUUCUGUUCUCCAGUCUGCGCUAUGGCCCGCCACGCGCUUCACCUGUGGCUGCUGUGCCUCGCAGCCGUGAUCUUUGGUCUCUCUUCUGCCGGCAAGCUGAACGAGACGUUCCGUUGGCGGCAGCUGGACUUCGACUUCCCGUCGGACGCCGAGCGCUCGGCGGCCAUGGCGACCAAGCGCUUCCGGCCCUCCGACAAUGUGCCGGUGGGCGUCGAGGUGUGGGGAGAGCGCGUCUUCGUCACGGUGCCGCGCUGGAAGGCCGGCGUUCCCGCCUCGCUCGCCUACGUCCGGAGAGACGACCCGACGGACAACCCGAAGCUGCGGCCGUACCCUGACUGGUCGUGGCACGACCUGUCGCUGCUGGAGGGCGCCAACGCGUCCGCCGAGGCGCCGGUCAUCGUGUCGCCGUUCCGCGUGCGCGCUGACGAGUGCGGCCGGCUGUGGGUGCUGGACACCGGCAUCGCAGACAUCCUGGGCGGAGCCGCCACCAGGGUGCUGCGGCCGCCCGCGCUGCUCGUCUUCGACCUCAACACCGACACCUUCAUCCGGCAGAUCACCUUCCCAAAAGAGGUGGUGAAGGAGGACUCGCUGUUCGCGAACGUGGCCGUGGAGGUGGCGCCCGCGCUCUCCGGCGGCUACGACUGCGAGGCGACCUUCGCCUACGCGGCCGACCUGGGAGCCUACGGACUCGUCGUGCACGACUGGGCGCGUCAGACCACCUGGCGCGUCUCCCACAACUACUUCCACUCAGACCCGCUGGCCGGAGAGUACAGCGUGCUGGGCACGGAGUUCCAGUGGACGGACGGGCUGUUCGGGCUGGCGCUGUCGGCGCCGGACCUGCGCGGCCACCGCACGCUCUACUUCCACCCCUUCUCCAGCACUAACGAGUUCAGCGUGCCGACGCGCGUGCUGCACGAGCCGGGUGCGGCCCACCUGCACUUCCACGACUUCAAGCUGCUGGGCUCCCGCGGGCCGAGCACCCAGUCCUGCGCCUCCUUCAUGGACGAGGAGUCCGGCGUGCUCUUCUACUCUCUGGUGAAUAAGAACGCAUUGGGCUGUUGGAACUCGAAGCUGCAUCCGAAGACCUACACGCCGGAGACGCAGGGCAUGGUGGGCCAGGACAACGUGACCAUGGUGUUCCCCAACGACAUGAAGGUGGACGCCAACGGCACCCUGUGGGUGCUGACCGACCGCAUGCCGCUCUUCCUGUACUCGGAGCUGGACCCGGUCGAGGUGAACUUCCGCGUGCUGUCGGCGCCGGUGGAGGCGGCCGUGGCGGGCACCGCCUGCUCCGCCGCCGCGCCGCCCCCGCCGUCCGCCGCCCCCGCGCCCGCCCCCGCACUCUGGGCGCCGCUGGCGGCCGUCGCGACGCUGCUGGCAACCUCGGCCGCUGCUGCCGCGUGAGCGCCGGCGCCGGCGUCGCCGUGCCCCAGCAGCCGCUGAGGUCGAAACCGCAGUGGCAGCUUCCGUCGCCCGCUCAAUGAAACAGUUUCCUAAUCGCGAAGCACAGACUGUCUUUCCAAAACCCGAAUCAUAUUUCAGUACGGAAACUCUUCCCCAGUGUUAUAAGUGAUUGCAUCCCGCAUGAAACUGUCAGUUUUACUUUACUUCUGUUAUUGUACAAUUUCGGCUUUGGAACAUUUUUUAAGUAUCCUGAUAAAAAGAACUGAUAAUAAUGUAGUGUCUCAAAAAUUAUUUAAAAUUUAAACACAGUGACAGACAAGAUCAUAAAAUAUGCCACUAUUAAUAAAAACUUACUGGACAUUUUAAGAAUGGAAACGGAAAACUUUCCAAGUGUCAAAACUGACAUUUAUCAGAACGAAAAGUCCAUGUGUCUCUGUUUGUACAUAACAGGUUUGUAUCCAAAAAAAAUGAGAAGGUAUUCUGAAAACACAGAAUUAUGCACUGCUCGCCGCAUCACCGCAAAAAAGAGACAAAUUAGAAAAUAAAUACUUUAUUAACAA